AUGACGACCAACCAUCUGGAUGCUUCGGAGGUUGAUAGCUAUGACUACCUCAUCGUGGGAGGUGGCACGGCGGGUUGUGUCAUAGCAUCCCGCCUGGCCGAGUACCUUCCACGCAAGAAGAUCCUGCUGAUUGAGGCCGGGCCUAGCGAUUUCAUGGACGACCGAGUCCUUGACUUGAAGCAAUGGCUCAGCCUUCUAGGUGGUGAGCUCGAUUACGACUACGGGACGACCGAGCAACCCAUGGGCAACUCUCACAUCCGACAUUCCCGUGCGAAGGUUCUCGGCGGCUGCUCCAGCCACAACACUUUGAUCUCUUUUCGGCCAUUCGAGUACGACUGCAAGAUCUGGGAGUCCUUGGGGGCCAGAGGCUGGACCUUCCCCAUGUUCACGCGCGUGCUGAACAAACUCCGCAAUACAGUGCAGCCCGUGCACGAACGGCAUCGAAACCAACUCUGCCUCGACUGGGUCGACUCUUGCAGCAAAGCCAUGAAUAUCCCCGUGGUGCACGACUUCAACAAGCAAAUCGCCACGACGGGCUCGUUGAAGGAGUGCGUCGGCUUCUUCUCCGUCAGCUACAACCCGGACGACGGCCGCCGCUCCAGCGCCAGCGUCGCCUACAUCCACCCCAUUCUGCGCGGCGAAGAACACAGGCCGAACCUCAAAAUCCUCACCAACGCCUGGGUGUCCAAGAUCAACGUCCACGACGACGCCGUAAAGGGCAUAAACCUCACUCUCCAAUCCGGCGUGGCCCUGACCCUCACAGCACGCACGGAAACGAUCCUCUGCGCCGGCGCAGUCGACACCCCGCGCCUCAUGCUCCUCUCCGGCCUCGGGCCCGCCUCGCAGCUCUCCUCCCUCUCCAUCCCCGUCGUCAAGGAUCUCCCCGGCGUGGGCGAGAAUCUGCUCGACCACCCCGAAACGAUCAUCAUCUGGGAACUCAACAAACCGGUCCCGCCCAACCAAACGACCAUGGACUCGGAUGCAGGGAUUUUCCUCCGGCGCGAGGCCCCGAACGCCGCGGGCCGCAAAGCCACGCCCACGAACCCCCUCGCCCUGCCGGACGCUGACAUCGCCGACGUGAUGAUGCACUGCUACCAGAUCCCCUUCUGCCUGAACACGUCACGCCUGGGCUACGACACCCCGAUCGACGCCUUCUGCAUGACGCCCAACAUCCCACGCCCGCGCUCCCGAGGCAAACUGUACCUCACGAGCGCGGAUCCGGCCGUCAAACCAGCUCUCGACUUCCGCUACUUCACCGACCCAGAGGGCUACGACGCCGCGACCUUUGUCUUCGGCAUCAAGGCCGCGCGCAAGAUCGCCCAGCAGAGCCCCUUCAAGGACUGGAUCAAGCGCGAAGUCGCGCCGGGCCCGGACGUGCAGUCCGACGAGGCCCUCUCCGCGUACGCCCGCAAGGUCGCCCACACGGUCUACCACCCGGCGGGGACGACCAAGAUGGGUGACGUGGCGAAAGACGACCUCGCCGUCGUGGACGAGCAGUUGAAGGUCCGCGGCCUGAAGGGGUUGAGGAUCGCCGAUGCGGGCGUCUUCCCGGCCAUGCCGACGAUCAAUCCCAUGUUGACCGUCUUGGGCAUUGGGGAACGGUGUGCCGAAUUGAUUGCCAUGGACGCCGGCUGGCGGUUGGAUGAGGUCGAGGACGCGGGCAGGGGGUGGAAGAAUGUGCGCGAGGCGACCACCGUCAGGGCGAGGUUGUAG
This is a messenger RNA of Cladophialophora carrionii CBS 160.54, 1713 nucleotides long. RefSeq lists its product as uncharacterized. NCBI's taxonomy places the organism in Eukaryota, Fungi, Ascomycota, Eurotiomycetes, Chaetothyriales, Herpotrichiellaceae. The coding region runs from base 1 to 1713 and encodes 570 amino acids. The record is from RefSeq and is a predicted model, not a curated record. Gene Ontology annotation, molecular function: flavin adenine dinucleotide binding; oxidoreductase activity, acting on CH-OH group of donors. The transcript has 2 exons.